Molecule: messenger RNA, 419 nt
Organism: Paramecium pentaurelia
Lineage: Eukaryota; Ciliophora; Oligohymenophorea; Peniculida; Parameciidae
Source: the annotation of a GenBank genome assembly
AUGUAAAAUAAUAGAAAUGAAGAAAUAUUAAAACAAUAAAUUGAAAAUGAAAAACUAGAAUAAGAAAACAAGCUUUUGAAUCAAGAACUAUCUAAAGUUUUUAGUAAUUAAUAAUUUGUUUGUAAUUAAUAAUUAUCAAUAAAAAGGCUAAUAAAGAUAUGAUGAUAAAACAUUAUAGAUUUUAAUCAAGAUGGAGAAGUUUUAAUAAAAAGAAUCAAGUGAAUUGAAGUUUCGUCUUUAUCAAGAUGCAUAGGUUUUAGAGAUAACAGGUCUUAUAUCAGAAAAAGAUAAAGAUCAAUAAAUUUAAUACAAUGUCUUUUUUCAAAAAAUAAAGUUGUAAGCAAAGGUGACUGGCAAACCAAAAAUAAAUUAGACAGAGAAAAAAAUAGAAAUUAUAUUUGAUAUAAAAAGAACUUGAU